Dicentrarchus labrax (European seabass) is the source of this 628-nucleotide messenger RNA. RefSeq lists its product as uncharacterized. The record is from RefSeq and is a predicted model, not a curated record. Lineage: Eukaryota; Metazoa; Chordata; Actinopteri; Moronidae. Bases 91 to 549 code for a protein of 152 amino acids. The transcript is spliced from 4 exons.
GUGUCCAAAUAGGGAGGGGUGUCGGGACUAUAAAGGGUCAGCUGGAUGUCUCCCUGAGCUGUGACUGGGACAAGAUUAUAAUCCUUAACAAUGAUCUCCUUCAAAAUGCUCCUCUGCGCUCUGGUUCUGACUCUGCUGGCGGUCACUGGGGAGUCUUCGUCUGGUGGCGGCGGCACCCCCAACCACAACUACGAGUUGUCAGGGUCAGAACUGAGGAGGCUGUACAACUCUGCGGUUUUCAAGGCUGAGAGGAUGAAGAGGCCGCUGGAUGGAACUUCCUUUGUGUUGGGACCACUCAGCCACUCUGGAGUCAGAGUGACGCUGGCUGACAGAUCCCAAUGGCUCAUCCACAAAGGAGGCAACUAUGGCGUCUCCUCUCAGACGGUGGUGACCAACGCUCGUCACAUGAGCUCAGACUGGAGGGUUGUUCAAACGUUGGACUUCCAGGGGACAAAGACCGUUGCAGACUUUGUGGCGGCCGGCGGCUCCGACUACAGCCUCAUCUUCGAUAACUGUCACCUGGGAUCUCGUCGAAUGAUGAAUCAGUGACUCUUCUACUUUAUGAAAGUUGCAGUUGCAGUUUGUCUCUUCUCUGCUGAACAGAUAAUAAAGCUGAAAGCUCACAGAA